AAAAUGGUGUCAUCCAAAAUAGGAAUCAGCAGGUCAGGCUUUUAAACACUCAGUAAUCAGCGAUCGGCCAAACAAACUGCAAUCAGAGCAAUCCUAAUGGAAAUGCAGCUAGUGGAAACUGUGUCACUAUAUAGCCUCACCAAUUAUGAAUAGAGUUUUAUCAGGCUGAAGAACGAAUCCCGUAAAGUCCUUUAGCUUGUGUUAGUCAGGACGUAGUGACUGAAAAGUUUUCAUCCUCUUUCAUGUUUUGCUCUUAUAGCUUAUAAAAAUUGAUUAUGAUCAAUGGCUUUUCAAGGCUGAAACUGUCCACAGGACGAGGAAGAAGGUGCUGGGCAAAUCAAGAUCUUGAUGCAGAGAUUAAAUCUUAUAACCAGUUUGGAGUCCGUAUUAGCUUUAGUCUGUAGCAGAGGAGGAGGAGUCUGGGGUUCUCUGCUGUUCACAUAGAUUAGAUAGUUUGUUGUAAAAAUACAUCAUAUGGAGGAGGAUGUGGACAUUAUUUUUCUGUUAUCUUGAAUAAUUGAGGGAAAAUGAAGAGAACAGAAAGAAGAAACUAAGGGGUAAAGAAAUGUUUUGGGUAAGGUUUCACUGAAAUAUUUCUGCAAAGGAAAAUAACCUAAGGUUUCUAAAAACAGCAUCUUGUUAAGUUUUAUCUAUGCAUUUGGGCAAUUCCAGCUGGAAAAACUACAAUCUAAGGUGCUAUUUAAAAAAAGGGAUACUGUUCACUGGGAAAAUUCAAACAGCAGGAAAUUUAAAAUGCAAAAGUGUAAUUUUUCACCACUUUAUAAUUACUGCCUCAUUAGUGAUGUGUUUUUCCCUGUCAAAAAGAGUUUUAAUUUUAAUGACUGGACCCAUGCAGAAUGAUUUCCAUCUGGCUAAAAUAAAGACUAAAGGAUUUCCUCCACUCUCAACCUCAUUUUGUUCCUGCGAUCAGUCAACCUGGCACGACAGAGAGAGACCGGGUAUUGGGGGCCGGUGUCUGGUUUUGUCUACAGCGGCGUAACAUUUUUUAGCAUUUUUUUUAACUAGUUACUUCCACACCACUUGUUUCAUUAUGCUGAUCUGUGAAGUGGAACGUAACGCAGUCGGAGUUGAGAGGUCAGGGGCUCCCGCUGCCUAGAAACAUACAGUCUAAUAUUAGAACAUUUCCUUGAUUUGUUAGCAGCAUCUCUGCUGACUGCUGAGCACAUGGCAACAGGCCGACCAAUAGGAUUUCAGGAGACUACUAAGCCCCUUCCUCUGUAUAGCAACAGUGGCAUCCUUUCCUUAUUUAUUUAUAUAGGAGUUUUUUUCCCCUUGCUGUCUCAUUCUCAUGCUCGUGUCCCCAACAGUGCAUCCUCACUGUGGAUCAAACUGUGAAAAAGAGUUGCAGUGUGAAGAGCUGCACCAAUGCAGCUUUUUCUCCACCUUCACCUCCACUGGCUCUAAAAUCCACACUUUGUAGUCUUUUUUCCCCCUUUUUUUCUUUAGAAUGCACUUUAAAUAUAAUUGUAGUUUCUCCUGCACACUGCAUUUAAAAGUGUGGCCACUGACUUUGAAUCAGGCUGAAAUUCAAGAAGCUCCGUGAGGAAGAGAUGAAAAACCUGGAGGAAUGACAGCGUGGGAAAAUGUGCUACUUCAAAGGGACAGAUAACACCCAACAGGAGAGGAUCUGAAGAAGAUGGAGAGCUGUGGAGGAGACGCUUCACGGGAUAGGAGGAGCGGGAGGCGUUGGGGGGCGGAGGGACACAGGAUGGCGUGAGGACAUAGGCCGGUGGUUGGUUUGAUCGGAGCCACGUGUGCGUCCAGCAACGUCUCUUCGCCGCUUCAUGGAUGUCGACGAGACGCUGGUUUCCCACGCUGCCCCGGUCUCCUCCGUCUUGGCCCAGGUUUCUUGGGAAAAGUUUAUUCAUGAAUCCUUGAAGAAAUCAAUCUGUUGUUCAUCUGCAUCCUCAAGCUUUGUUAAUGGGACUCAUUACUUCUGAUAUGAAUUGCUUUAAAUAAGCAGAACUGUGCUUGAGCUUAGGAGCUCUAGAUAAAGACGAGCACAGACCGGAUCUACUGGCGAUGCCAUCAGCCUGCUGUACGAUGUGUUUAAAACUGUGGCUGAGCAACGGGACCUUGGACUACGUUGGCAACACUGAGCAGCCAUGAUCUCCGCACUUCCACCAUCUGAUCGGUCAGCCAUGAGGGCAUCUCUGAGCUGAUAGUAUGUGGUCAGCAGCACUGUGGCCCACCUUCCUGCUUCACCCUCAAUAAAACCAAGCUGGACAAUUCAGUCGACGUUGUGAAAAUGGCAGCGGAGAGUUUCCAGCUAGGGACAGACGACGAGCUCCAGGCUGCGUCAUCGCUAGCAUCCCUCCAUCUCAGGGACGGCAUUGGGAUCGGGAACACUGGCCACAUGGAGAACAAUCCAGAGCCCGAUGCUGCCCUUCCUGUGAUUACAUCACCACCUCCUGACCAAUCACAGCAGCAAGCAGAGAUCGCUCCACCAGCAGAUCAAGAGUUCCUGGAAACAGAAAAGGACCAAAACGACGGCGAGGAGCAAGCUUGCAUUCGGACACCGGUUCCUCAGCAGCUCUCCUCCCAUUGUGCUCAAGAUCAUGAGAAUCCUGACCUGAAACCAACCAACACUAGCAAAGAAGGAGAUAUCCCACCAGAGAACAACAUAACCAAAGCGAUGGCAGCCUCUGACAUCAGCAUUGAUAAUCAGCAGCUGUCUGAUGCAGAAUGGUACUGGGGCAACAUUUCAAGAGAGGAGGUAAAUGAGAUGAUGAGAAACACUCCUGAUGGUACAUUUCUGGUACGAAAUGCUUCCAGCCGGAUUAAAGGGGAAUACACGCUGACUCUACGAAAAGAUGGCUACAACCGACUAGUAAAAAUCUUCCAUCAAGGGGGGAAGUGCGGCUUUUCUGAGCCACUGACUUUUCCCUCACUGGUAGACCUUAUCCAGUACUACCAGAAGAAAUCACUAGCCCAGUACAACUCUAAGCUGGAUAUCAGGUUACUUUACCCAGUUUCCAGAUACUAUCAACACCAUGUGAUGGAGAUCGAUAUUGCAGCAAUCGGAGAACAGCUGAGGAUAUUUCAGGAUCAAUACAAGGAGAAAAGUCAAGAGUAUGACCAUCUAUUUAAGGAGCUGAACCAAACCUCACAGGAGCUCCAGAGUAAGCGAACGGCCAUUGAGGCUUUCAGUGAAAUUAUUCGGAUCUUUGAGGAGGAGUGUGAAACCCAAGAACGCUACAGCAAGGAAUACAUCGACAUGUUCCUCACAUUAGACAGCAGCACAAAAAAUGACAACAGAAUUCAAAACAACUCUGAUGAACUGCAGUCCAGGGUGGAGGAGAUCCACAACAGCAAGAAGAUGUUGGAGGAAGAACUGAGGACAAAAGCACUGGCUCACAUGGAGGUCGACAGGAAAAUUACUAGACUGAAGCCUGAUCUUGUACAGCUCAGAAAAAUCAGAGAUCAAUACCUUCUAUGGCUAACCCAGCAAGGCAUGAGACAGAGUCAAAUUAACAACUGGUUCGGUGUUAGACCUGAAGAAGACCCUUACACCCUUGAAGAUGACACCCAUGAGGAAGAGAGGAGUUGGUACGUUGGAGGUAUGAGACGAAAAGAGGCGGAGGAGCUGCUGAAAGGAAGGCGGGAUGGGACAUUCUUGAUCAGGGACAGCCAGACUCAGAGGGGAUCCUUUGCUUGCUCUGUUGUCGUGGACGGAGAUGUCAAACACUGCGUGAUCUACAGGACGUCUACAGGUUACGGCUUCGCUGAGCCCUACAACUUGUACUCGUCGCUGAGGGAGCUUGUCCUCCACUACCGCCACACAUCACUGAUCCAACACAACAAGCAGCUGAAUGUAACCCUGGCCUGGCCCGCUUUUAGUCAGCAGUCCAGCUGAGAUGCACCAGCACACCGUCCUGAUUCCCAAAGUUUCACAGCAUUAGCACGGAGGACUCACCCACACGGAGACACAGAUGAAAACAAAGAUCCUGUUAGUGAUUCAGUCAGAAGAACUAACUGGUAUGUUUUCACAUAAAAUACAAGCAUGAGCAGGAGUCUGCUUAUAAUACAGAUUUGAAGCAAUUUCAGCUUUAAUUAUGUCUCAGACUGUCUGCAGCCCUAAAAACUUAUACGCUGGUACACUUUAAGAUGUUCAGUUCAAGCUGUCUAAAGCUUGACAGCUUAAAAAAUGACACCAGUUUAUCAUGUGCUAUAAAAUACAAUCUUAGCUGUUCCAAUUAAUUUUUUCAAUUGAUCGUACUUGUUGUCUAAACCACUUUUAUUCACACAUAAACUCAUUCAACAAUAAUGCACACAUUUGUAAAAUUUAGAGGUUUAAUGUCACAUAAGGAGGAACAGAAAAGCAUUAAUAAAACCAUUUUUGCUAAAACAGUUGUAGCAGAUGGCUGUACAGUCAUGGGAAAAAAUGCAGCCUUGCUGCUAAUUAAAGGCACAAUUAAUUGGUCCUCACAUCAGCGAGUUAACGAUCACAGAGAUGGCAGAACAGGGAUGGUUUGGAGUAAACUGGUGUGUUUUAACACAAUGCCAAUGUUGAAAGACAUCAAUGACCUUCGAUAAGCAAUUUUUCAGGUUUCGGUCAAACUUGUAAAAAGCUUGAACAAUUAGAAAAGACUAAACAAGUAUGGCUGGUAUGGAAGAGAUGUCAGGAGUAAUUCUUGAUAAAUAAAGAGUGUAUUACUUAAUUAGGGUUUGCAAUGUUGCAUUUGAAUGAACUACAAGGACUUAAGGAACAGUCAAUGUCGUUUGGAAAGAUGGGACCAAAUUAGAGAAGUUUCAAUUUGAUGCACAGACAUCCUCAUCUCAACUGUGAAGCAUGGUGGUGGAGAGAGAUGAUUCUGUUUUUUUCCUAGUUGUAGACCCAUUUAUUUGACCAUAAUAUUUGUAUGCUAGAGUGAACCUCAAACUAAAUUUCUACCACAGCAAAUUUCACACCUGAUAGUCCGGUAGACCCGGUUUGAUCGGGGACCAAAUUUGCAGGUGUCAAACAAAAAAGCCGUUGAAAAACCUGUUCCCCUCCUUCAACUAUGGUAUCACUGCACCAAAAUCCUCUGAAGAAGACACUGAGCAAAACUUCCUUCUUCACAAAAUGUAAACAGAAAUGGAGUAGCAUUUUAGCUGUUCCAGGAUUUCUCUUUUGUUUUUGGUAAAAAGACAGUGAGCCUUUCUCCCCUGCUUGUGCUAUUUGAUUUUGGUUGUGCCCAGAAAGCCCUACACUGUAGUAUGUUUCCUGAUUUUGGAGAGGCCCCUGGUUUGCUUGGCAUUCACAUUUUCAUUGAAACUGCACCAGAGUUCACUUCAACCUAACAGAGACAAUGACAUUUUGGUCCAAAUUAGAGCUUGAUUGAACAGUCACACCUCCCCAAACAAACCGAACUUUUCAGGCAAACAAACUCAAAUUUGAUUAAAGUGACUAACAAGCCUGGUGUGAAAGGUGUUGAAAAAUUCAAUCUAGACAAAUACUUUACAUUGUUGGCUGCUAUUGAAUUAUGGCGUGUCUUCUGAUUGUUCUUUCCCAUGACUGUAGGUCGACUGCCUGUUUUUGCUCUUCAUUGAUAGAUUCUGACUGAGUAACAUGAAGUGGAGUAGUUAACUUCUAGAAAUACUGAAUUUUUAAACAACUUCACCCAAAGACUUAAAGGGAUGCUAAAUGCUAAUGUUUCCAGAAAAAUAUACUCAAUCCUCCUGUGGAUUAUAUUUAUUUCUAAACUAUGGUCCAAAACAAUGUACUCAAAGGUUAAUCCACACACACGUUUAAUCUCUCUGUAUUAAGACAUGUCUUCCAUGCAAUCAAACACGUUUAUUCAGGGAUGAAGGAGUGUUAAAUGUGCUCCGAGGGAAACUAAGCUCAGGAAGGGACUCUGCAAACAUGAAGGGCACUGCAGGGACUGGGGAGACACUCAAGCACUUUAUCCAGAAAAAAAUACAAAAAGGAAUAGGUUCUCCAAGAUGGCUCCUUUUUGCUGCUCUUGGCUAGUGAAACAUCUUGCUUUACUCAACAUAAAUAAAAAUUUUUCCUCUUCAUAAUGUCUCAUUUGACAGUAUAUUAUGAGAGACAAAGACCGAACAACAAUCUAUUGUUUAAAUAAAGUGAGUAAACACUCUGGUUUAGAUUAAUACUCUUAACUUUUUAUUUUAUUUUCCAAGGAUUUGAACAGAAGAUUUUCUGUUAAGUUUGUUGAUUAUAUUAUGGAUGACAUUACAAAAGGCUAAAACAGCUAGUUUACAAAUCUUUAAGUAAUUGUUGAAAGGUGCCUUUAAGAGUUUUACGCCAGCUACAAUGUUCACCUUACAGACUACAAUGGUUUGAUGAAAUCAGUAGGUUUUGUCUGGUUGGAUAUGAUUUCAUAAACAUCCAUGACGAUCAAUCAGAAGAAGGCUUUGCCUCCAAUUUAGCAGUAGAAUUUUAAGGAUGACCUACAGCACAGACCCAUUAAUAUAAAUGUCUGAGAGAAACUGCACAGAAAGGGUGUCACUGACGUUUCAGGAUAAAGCUAAUUUAGCACAUAAAUAAAAUCUGGAGAUAAUCCACGUACCACUACUAACAUCUAUGUUAUUUGUGUCGAGGAUAAUCUAAAACUACACAGUGACUUCCAUAUUCACUACCUAAAUUGCAAUGCAGGGUUUCCCCAAGUGUAUUGUAAGCCUGGCAGGCCACCAGGCUUUACUUGUGCCCCCACCAGACUUAGCAUUGCUUAUUUAUUUAAGUCUUUUUAAAAUGUUUGCAUUUUUUAAGACUUUAUAGUUGGUGUUUGGGUAUUAAUCUUCCCAAUCUUUCAAGAACACAUAAUUAUCAAGUGAUAUUUUCACAUUUCUUGUCAACUUUCAACAUUUUUUAGCUCAAAAACACGGGGCUUAGCAAGUUUUCUGGGGGAAACCUUGCAAUGCAAGCUUCUAAUAGUCCGCCAACCAAAUUUCAGUUAAAAUUUUGCUGCGUUUACAUUUCUUAUUGGGGUUUCAGAGCAGGUAAUGUUUCCAAUAAAUAUGACCAUGAAUAUAAACACCAUUAAGCUAUGUUCACACAACAAGCAAAUCAGAUCUUCUUUGCCUAUUUGCGACUUAUAUCCGACUUGUGGUCUGAUCGGCCCAAUUCCGAUUUUUCACCACCGCCCCCAGAUGGAGAAAAAUAAAUAAAAAUCCAAUUUGUGCCACUUCCCUAUUUGGUACUAAUUGAAUACCUAUCCCACUGUUUUCAUUUGCAGUCUGAACGGUCAUGUGACAUUUUAUCCAACUGUCAUGUCACUGUCGUGAGACACCCAUCAGUUAUGGUAAAUACAAACAUAAACAAUGACUGAGAAUUAUGAAAAAAGUAAGUUAAGUUGACAAACUCAGAUCAGACGAGAUGACCCGCUAAACACAUUACUAAGCGGAGGAAAAGAAACCAGCUAGCCACAAACAGAGGGCACCUGUUUUAAGUCAAUUAUUCAGUGUCACAUUAUUGGUGCUCCUGUUAGAAAUGCACUUUUAUUGCAGUAGCAUAAUCUCAAGAUGUUUAAUGGUCUCAGUGUGAUUGUCUUUCUCCAGCUCUGUUUGUCACAAUUCCAGUUUAGAGAUCAGUAGUUUGAGUGGCUGAUCUCCAAUACCUGCUUUUUGUGAAGAUCAACACAUACUGUAUAUGCUUUACUUGAAUCGCAUGAAUAAUAACGGGCUUGUGUUGAAUCAUAAUCACAACCUUGGGAAUAAUGACAUCGCGAAAUAUUAAUUCAAACUCAGAGACACUCUGAGGAAAGGUAUAAGUUUGAGGCAUAAAAUCUAAUAACGGCUUGUUUAGAUUUAUUUCGAAGGAGUUUUUAUAGGUGCUAAUAAGUGUGGAAAUGGUGAUUUUAUGAAGCACAAACAUAUUUUAGAACAUUAUUCCUCCCACACAAAAAAAUAAUAAUUCUCAAAUUUUCAGCGUGAAUUUAUAGCAUUUAAAUAAAAGUUACAUUUUAUGUGAAGAUUUUUUUUUUUAUUAUUAGAGGUCAUCAGUCUUUUCCUUAGCUACAUACAGUAUGUAAAUUGUUUACAUCCUAAUAUGUUAAGUAGUGAGAGAUGCAUCCAUUAUGGCUCUGCAUAUAUACAAAAGUUAAUGAUAAUCCAGAAGUACUGUGAUGUGAUCCAUAGAACAAAGCAAGUAUUACCUCUAAAAGCUUUAAAAUAGUUACUACCUCAGUUUGAGGUAAAACUCAAAAAAAAAAGAUGAAACACUGUGUCUAAGUUAGGAGAUUCUUAGUUUAACAUUUCCAAGCUUGUUUUCUAUUAUAAUUAUUGGCAUUUCAAUAUAAAUUGUUUACAUUUUAAAGCUAUCCAGGUAUAGUCAACUCUGGGGUAAACUGGUCUUCCACCCAGGGGCUUUGGACUGAGAGUGGCGAUGAUGUAUUGUUUGAAAAUCAAUCAAUAAAUAAAUAAAAUAAAAAAAUAAAACAAUGACCAGUAUCGCACAAUGAAGAUAUUAAUAUUUAGGUGUACAUAAUAUUUGUUAAAGGCUGAUAAAUAAUUCUUCUCUAUUAUGAUGGGUCACCUUUAAUGCAUUUCUCUCUUAACGGUCCACCAUGUGCUUGAUUGUCAUUACCUCACUUGAUGUUGUCAGUUCUGUUAGACUGUUACCUGCCGUGAAGUGAGUUGGACAGAUUUUAGCUUUUCUGGUCGUAAAAAAAAAAAAAGAAAAGGAAAAAAAAAAGAAAUUAGAAGUUGCAUGAUCUUGUUACAAUGCAUAUAAUGUGUUAGGCUGGGUACUGUUUAGAAAUCAAUUUUACCACCAGCUAGAUAAGACACUUUCUUUGCUUUUUACCUCAAAAUUAUGUAAAAUAUUUUCCUUUAUUUGUGCGACUUGUUAUUGCCAUGAUUUGUUGUAGUUUUUCCAUUUUAAACGACACAGUACAGAGUAGCUGGCUCAUGUUUAACAUUAGGUGUGCGUGCUACCACAUCAGCUCGUUGGUGUUGCACAGUAUUAAAAUGUGAAGUCUUGCAAUGCACAGGUUUUGAACAAACCACCACAACAGAGUGAGACGAAAACUUGUAUGAAAGUAAAAAAUGAAGAUAUCUGCCCCUUCUAAGUCAUGUUGUGUAUUUUGUACUUUUGGCAGACUAAACAAGCCGAGGGAUAGAUUAUAUCUGCAGCUUUAAACAUAAAUGUUUGAUUUAUUUAUUUACAUAGAGGCUGUAUAUCUGUUGAUUUUGUUGCACAAGUACAAAAAAUAAAAUAAAUUAAUAUAUGGGUUGUAUGUGGACAGAAGCAAACAUGACCACCGCUCUGUGGGGUUUGAAUAAAGCAUAGCAUUUGCACAGAAGUAUCUUCAAAUACUUACAGAUACUUAAACUUUCCUCAUGUACACUAACCCUGUUGCAGAGGCAGGUAGACUCGUCGUAGUUGUAUAUAUCUAUGGGAAAAAAGUUGCAAAUGAGAUUAAUGUGUAGUAGCUCCAUAAAAAAGUAAGUAGCAUCUAUAUCUAGAUGACUACUGAAAUAUAAUUGAUAUUUUGUAAAGUCAGAGAGUUUUGUGCACAAUUUGGUCUUUUUCUGUGUCAUUGUUGCUUUCUGUAUAUGAAAUGUUUUAUCACUGUGCAAACAGAAUAUUAAAAAAAAGAAUAUUUUGAAAUGAGAAAAGAUGCUGGGAGAAAUUAAGCACCAAUUUAUUUUUCAUGGCACCAAACAUCUUUUUAACCCUUUGGAUGCUAUAGCUGUUGUUGCGGAUGUGCAGCAAUAGAAAAUAAAGUUGAAUUUAUUGGGAUGUUCAUUUAUUUAUUUAUUUUUAAAACUACUACUAUUCAGUUUGGCAAUUAUCUAAAGUCUACUUCUUGUAAUUAUUAGUAGUUAUUUUCGUUUUUGCUCCUGAGUGACUGAAUUCAAUGAUGCAAGAUGUUAAGGACUUGUGGCAUGGAAGAAUAAAUCCACUAGCCGCGUUGAAAUUUAGAAAACAGUUGGAUUUCUCUACAGUUAAGUCUAGCUUUUUGUUUAAAAGACGACUUGAGAGGCUUGUUACUAGAGAACAGAGAGAGAAUGGAGAGAGAGCAAUGCUGUAGGUGUAAGAGUAAGUGUUUUUAUUGUGGCUGUUUCCAUACAGCUAAUGCAAAGUUGAAUAUUUUAACAUUUCCUAAAAAGUUAUUUUUGCAGUGUAUGGAAAACAGAAUGGCUUUAGCAGAUAAAAAGAUGUCGAUAGAAAGUAAAAGAAUGUAACAUGUUUGCAACUUAGAAAUUGAAAUCAGAAACAUUUUAGUGGUCCCUAACUUGUGAAAAUAGUCGCAUGUCAAAUUAAAAUAACUUCAAAAAGUUAUUUUCAGUACUUAGUCACUGUACACUUGAAAUAAGCAAAUUUAUUGAAGUGCUUAUUUCUGUUUAUUUGGAUUCUUACACUACUAAAAAAAUUAGAAAAAAUGUAAUUGAACACAGAAAUAUUAGUCUUCUGAAAAGCAUGUCCAUGUACUGCUGCUUUUGGACCUACCACAUCUUUUCCUUCCUCUCAAAUUUCUAAGAAAAAUUACUGACUUGACAUUUGGAGGGAAAACCUCAAAAGGUCAAGAUUGCUCACAGCACUGUAUCCGGCACAAUAAAUGGAAAGUUGAGUGAAAGGAAAAAGUCGGGGGAGAAACAGGGAUAUCUGUGGCUGCACAGAACUUCCUUUACAGAAUCUUGGAAGAAUUUGAAUAACUUAAACUUUUUUAGUUUCUUGGUUGCUAAACAGAAAUGUCAUGUUAGUCAAAGGUCAGCGAUCACGUCUUAUCCAGAGUUACAGGCAAGCGUUGGAUAGUAAAUGUUUGGGUGGGAUUAAAAAUAGAAAUUAACUUUGAGAAUAAAAUUAAUCGGAAGACUCAUCUUUCGUAUCUUAAUGAUUUUUUUUUUGGCUUUGGAUCCAAAACCGUCUUCCAUGCCAUGAUGAGAUGUUAUCUUGCUUUUGUGUUUUUUUCCUUUGAAUGUUGUUACUUUUAAUUUGCUGAAAAUGUCAUUAGCUUAGUAAAAUGUUCAUUAUCUAUGAUCUCUGAUCUGUGUAUAUGGUUUAAUCCCUUUUUUAAUUUCUGUAUCACAUUAAAAACACUGUCAGGAUGAUGUUUCUGUGACUUUGUUAUUUUCUUUUCCUUUGUGGACGACUAAAAGUGUCUCUUGUUUGAUUCUGAGAGUAACAGAGUUGAUCAAAAUGUUUUGUGGAAGCAAUCUUGUUACUGUAAAUGUUUAUUUUCUGUAUUAAUUAUGCAAUGCCACGCAUCUUGUGAGAAAAAUGUCUUUCUUUAGAAAGGGCCUACCUGAAAAACUGGAUUUUAACUAUUCUGUUGGUGUAAAACCUGACUGAGAAAAUUAUGUUGAAGUAAGCACUUUCAGUUCUCGAAUAAAUUUUAAAUGGUUUAAUGA
Molecule: messenger RNA, 11319 nt
Organism: Xiphophorus couchianus (Monterrey platyfish)
Lineage: Eukaryota; Metazoa; Chordata; Actinopteri; Cyprinodontiformes; Poeciliidae
Product: phosphatidylinositol 3-kinase regulatory subunit gamma-like
Exons: 12
Coding region: 2270-3877 (535 amino acids)
Biological process (GO): phosphatidylinositol phosphate biosynthetic process; insulin receptor signaling pathway
Cellular component (GO): phosphatidylinositol 3-kinase complex
Molecular function (GO): 1-phosphatidylinositol-3-kinase regulator activity
Source: RefSeq, a predicted model, not a curated record